UGAACCAGCCCCAUCUUUUUAGAUUUUUUAGAUCAAAGAAACAGUAUUUAUGCAAGGUAUAGAUUAUGGAGAACUACAAUGAUGCACAUCGGCUAUUCCUACAAAUUUUUAUUUCCAGAAAGUUAAUGUUAACUGAUGACGCUUUGCAGUUAUAUUUGAAAGUGGGAGAGCAAGUUGAAGUUGACACUCCUCCAGACGAGUUUUUUAGUUUUGUUAAAACUAUAAACAAGAAAUUAGAACCACUUUUGAUGGAGUUAAGACAAGGAAGAGCUGAAGAAUCUGGAGAAAUGUUUUAUGCACUGGUUAAUUGCUAUGAAGAUGAACAUUCGAAGCUUGCAACAAAUUUUUUGCCACAAGAAAUUGAUUACAUAAAGAAAGUGAUUGAGCUUAUUGUGCUAUCUGAUGAAGGUGUAGUGUCUUCAAUCGAUUUAAUCAAUGCUGGUCAUGAUUUAACCAAACGAAUAACGACACACGCAGCAGAGGAAAUUUUGAGUCAGCUUUCAUCAGAGAGAUGGCUUGUCGAGCAUCAUGGCAAAAUAUCACUGGGAGCGAGAGCUGUCAUUGAAUUGGGCCAGUACUUAAAAAUGAAAUUUAAAGAUCACAUAAACGAAUGUACUCUAUGUCACGAUUUUGUCAUAUCGGGCGACAUGUGUAUUAAUUGCGGUAUCAAGAUUCACAAGUAUUGUGCAGCUACUAACUUCACAAAUAUACAUGCUUCGAAACGGAAAUGUCCUUCCUGUAAAGAAGUGUGGGAGAAUAAUCUUAUGAAGUUACCAAAAGUAGGGACAGUGGUGCAGCUGGACAAGGUGUGGUGUUUUAUUUCACUCGUGUACAGAAAGGUCGGAUGAUCAAGCGAUUGACUCGUUUUCCCCGACAUAUUUGUUAUUUAAAUAUAUCAAAUUUAAAAGUCAAACUUAUCUGCUUAUGUCUUAAGUAUACCCUUU
Messenger RNA from Hydractinia symbiolongicarpus, 944 nucleotides. Its product is annotated as non-structural maintenance of chromosomes element 1 homolog. NCBI's taxonomy places the organism in Eukaryota, Metazoa, Cnidaria, Hydrozoa, Anthoathecata, Hydractiniidae. The record is from RefSeq and is a predicted model, not a curated record. Gene Ontology annotation, molecular function: ubiquitin-protein transferase activity. The coding region runs from base 66 to 848 and encodes 260 amino acids. Gene Ontology annotation, biological process: DNA damage tolerance; double-strand break repair via homologous recombination. The transcript is spliced from 8 exons. Gene Ontology annotation, cellular component: Smc5-Smc6 complex; nucleus.